UGCUUGUCGGACGCGGUCACGAUCGUUCCAAACGGGGCUAGUGCAGGCGCUUACUGCCGUGUCUCUCUGUGUGUGCGUGUGUGUACUCUGUCAACGUCCCAAUUCCGGCAGCCCAACCACUGGGCGGCCCUUGCUGGACCGCGUUUCGUAAUAUCGUGGUUUCGUGGUUUCGUGUUUCAGUUCGGAUCGUGCGCCGAAGGUUGAGGCAGCUUUCGAGUGCAGCAGCGUAAGUGCGUAGGUCACUCGGCGCAAGUGUGCAAAUAAUACUCCAAAGUGCGGUUCCAAAGUGCGUACUUGUGUGUGUAUGUGUGUGUGCUUAUCGUCAUAGAUGCCCCCACACCGGUGGUUGGCCUAAGUGUUAGAAGGAAGGAAGUAAAAAGCGGCCAAAUGCAACCAGACGCAGAUUGCAUCUGGUAGUUGAUGUAGUUUGAAGUAGUUCCCGUUCUGUUGUCGUGAACAAGUGACAUCGUCGCAAGCCAUCGGCGUCGUUGUUGUUUUAAUUUGAGUAAUCGAGUAUCGAGUCAGUGGUCAGUGAACCCUUUUUUUUGUAGCAGCAAGAAACCAACGCGAGUGCAAAACCGAAACCAUCAUCGAAGGAAUCAUGCCGCUUAUUGGAGUUGACGCAGAGCGACGAUGAGCGCACGCUGGUUGCAGCAGCUUGGCGGCAUUAGGCGAUACUACUGACUGACGUUGACACGUGUUAUCAAGUGACACACACACACGCGCGUACAGAGUGCAGAGUGAGAUAAAAAGGCGAGGAAAGAAGUGCAGCAGCUCCGGAUUCCCCGAGCGAUCGAGUUCGAGAAGCAAAACAAAAGAGAUCCAAUCCAAGAUGACGUCAUCGUACGAGCGCAUCAAAUCGGAGUGCAAACAGAAGGGUGUCCUGUGGGAGGACGAAGACUUUCCGGCCACACAGUCCUCCGUGUUCUACCACCAGACGCCACCAUUCACCUUCCAGUGGAAACGUCCGCAUGAAAUCGUCUCGAAUCCGGUGUUCGUGAAUGACUCCACGGCUCAGUUCGAUAUUGUCCCCGGGAAAAUGGGCGAUCGGUGGUUGGUGUCCUGUUUGGGUGUGCUCUACCUCUCGAAGGGACUGUUCUAUCGGGUCGUACCGGCGGAUCAGAACUUUGAUAAGCCCUACUACGGUGUGUUUCGCUUUCGGUUGUGGUGGUGCGGUGAGUGGCUGGAGGUGCUGGUCGACGAUCGAUUGCCCACGAUCAAUGGUAAGCUGGCAUUCCUGCAAGCCCAAAACUCCAACUCCUUCUGGCCCGGACUGCUGGAAAAGGCCUAUGCAAAACUCCACGGAUCGUACGAAGCGCUCAAGUAUGGAACGCUGCUCGAUGGAUUGGCCGAUUUGACGGGCGGUAUCACGGAGUCGAUCUCGAUCAAGGUGGACAGCAGCAUACUCAUAAGGCCCCCGUUGCUCCAUAAUCUGCUCGACACGACCAGCAUCAUCACGUGCACGAUCAACAACGGUACCAUGACGCAGAUCCGCAACCAAACCGAAGCCUUACCGAACGGUAUCCACAUCGGCAUCAACUAUCGACUAUGCUCGAUGGAUAAGGCGGAAACCAUUAUGGGCGAUACGGUGCAGCUGGUGCGGCUGAGAAAUCCGUUGGCACAAACAUUGAGCAAAUCGUCCAGCUUCAAUGGCGAUUGGUCGUCGUUCUCCAGCUCCUGGGAACGGGUGACGAUGAACGAGCGGAACCGAUUGGUCGAGCAGCUGGAUCAGGGCGAGUUCUGGAUGUCGUUCUACGAUAUGACGCAAACUUUCACGCACCUCGAGUGUGUGCAUCUGGAUUCGGAUACGGCACGGGAUGAACCACAGCUGGCUGACAAGAGCCGCCGUUGGUUGAUGCGAUUGUACCAGGGGACGUGGAAACGAGGUGUGACGGCUGGUGGUUGUCGGAACAAUCCCGAUUCCUUCCACAUCAACCCACAGUUGCAGCUGUUCCUCAGCGAGAAGGAGGAUGUCAUUAUCUCGGUCAAUCAGCACAGCGUACUCGAACCGAAAGUGAUCGGAUUCACCGUCUAUAACCUCAACAGUGUGCAAAACAUCAAUGGAUGCCUUUCGAAGAACUUCUUCAAGAAGCACAAAAGUUUAGUCAAUUCGCAGUACACGAACUCCCGGCAGAUCAGCCACCGGUGUUCGCUAGAUCCCGGACGCUACCUUAUCAUGGCCACUACCUUCGAACCGGCGGAGGAAGCUUCGUUCAGUGUGCGAGUACUCGGUAGUACCAUACGGUUAGCGCUGCUCGAAACGCAAACCAUGCUACUGCUCGAUCCGUUCCCGCUGCUCAACUCCAACGCGAAAAUCUCGAUCGACUCAGCGAACAAUAAUAACAACAACAAUGGUGUUGCUUGUAGUACCGCGCAGUACGAACCCGUCUUUAUGCAGCUCGCCGAUGAUCAGAGAACAUUGAAUUGUUUCGAUCUGCAAGAGUUGCUGGAAGCAUGCCUGCCCAACGACUACAUUCGAAGCUGUGCCAGUAUAGACGUUUGUCGGCAGGUGGUCUGCCUGAUGGAUAAAUCCAACCGAGGCCGCAUCAACUUUAACGAUUUCAACAAGUUCAUGAUCAACCUGAAGACGUGGUGGGGUGUGUUCAAGAUGCAUACGAAGGAAAAGUCGGGCAUACUGAAGGCGGAACGGUUGCGGGACGCACUGUUUGACGUUGGUUUCCAGCUGAGCACGGAUAACAUCUCCAUUCUGAUCUUAAGGUACAUGCGACGAGAUGGAACCCUUCGACUAGCGGACUUCAUAUCGGCCAUCCUGCACCUCACAAUGGCUUUCGAGCUGUUCAAAGCGAAGGACACGAACCAGGAUGGUAUAAUCAGCAUGGGAAUGACCGAGUGGAUUAAAUCCGUGUUCAUGUGCUGAAGGCAAGCGAAAACUCCACACACGCAAUAACUCGUUGUAUUAGAUAGUUUUAAUGCUUGGACUCACUCAGAAAUUAGCUGGAACUGAUAUCCACUGUAGGGUAGAGGAUUGGAGGAGAUCGUCGAUAUCAAAAGCAACGUUGACACACACACAGCCAUGACCCGUAGAAUGAAGGCGAGGCACUAUAAAGUGUCUGCGAUGAGCAGAAGGGGGCGGGAGGAAGAACACAAUCUACCACAUACCGUUAAGCGUAAUCUGUUUAAAUACUCGGAUAAACCAUGUUGACCGUAAGGGUGGAGACCAUUGACAUUGUGUAAAAUAGUUUGUUAGGUUUGUCUGUUUACUAUCUUAACUAGAAUCGUGCUGUUAGAGGUAACGCAUCUGUGCAUUCGAUGAAAGUGGGGAACCUUUCGGAAAGCGCACGAAACGCGCUUUUCAAGUGCAUACGACAUUUGUAUUGAAAUUUUGUAAAUAAAGCAUUAUUAACUGAUCGGUUGAAUUGUAUGGUAA
Molecule: messenger RNA, 3388 nt
Organism: Anopheles darlingi
Lineage: Eukaryota; Metazoa; Arthropoda; Insecta; Diptera; Culicidae
Gene: CalpC
Product: calpain-C
Exons: 10
Coding region: 833-2878 (681 amino acids)
Biological process (GO): proteolysis
Cellular component (GO): cytoplasm
Molecular function (GO): calcium-dependent cysteine-type endopeptidase activity; calcium ion binding
Source: RefSeq, a predicted model, not a curated record